Molecule: messenger RNA, 642 nt
Organism: Racocetra fulgida
Lineage: Eukaryota; Fungi; Glomeromycota; Glomeromycetes; Diversisporales; Gigasporaceae
Source: the annotation of a GenBank genome assembly
AUGGAGCAAGGACAUGUUAAUAUAUUGAGACACGACAAUCAAAUGUUAAGACAGAUGACUGUCGACAUGCAAGAAGAAGAAUAUAUUUCGAACAAACUACUAAAGCGAAUUUCCGGUCUCAAAAAAGAGAAAGGUGAAUUGCUUUUACAAGUUGAACAGGAAGAGGAAUAUUUAACUAAUACAUUGCAAAAGAAAUUAAAUCAAUUACAAAAAGAAAAAAUUGAUAUGGAAAAUGCACUUGAGCAAGAGCAAGAGUAUAUUGUGAAUCGCCUUCAGAAACAAUUAGAUUCACUACGUCAACAACAAACUUACCAUCCACAUCAUUCCCGUGAGAACAGUACUUCAUCGGUUUCCACCACAGGAAAUGUCACGCCUUUGCCUCCGGCCUCCCCAUCUUCCACUCAUAAGAAGUGGAUUCCUCCGCAUUCAUCCUCACCAACAUCACCAGAUUUUGGUGUGGCAUCCCAAGGUGUUGUAGAGGUCCUCAAGGCUGAGCUUAACAGUCUUAGAACUAGAGCUGCAGAGAUUGAGAAGGAAUACAUUGCCAAAUCAAGUCAAGCGACUCGGUUUAAGAAUGAGUUAAUAGAAUUAAGAAAAAAAUCAGGUUUACCUGUUGAUGAUUUAUUAGUCGAAGAACCGUAA